UUAGUCCUGCUCACCCAGGAGGAAGCCAGGCCCUUCUCUGCUGCGUCCUGGUCCCUGGUCGAGGAGCCAAAGGUGUUUGCUGCUUUCCUUCUCCUUCCUCCCCUUCCGUCUCCUCCCUCUGGUCUGGCUGAGAGGAAGGUCCCGAGCUGGCUGCAGCGAGGGAAGGAAGUCCCAGGGCUGGCCGCCUGCCCGGCCGUUGCAUAUCCAGCUUCCACAGGCCAGAGGCCAAGUGCAGCGGUGAGCCAGCAAAUGUGUGACAGGCGCUUGGGGCAAAAAGCCCUUGGCUGAUAGAAUUUAUUGAUUCCUGUGGUGUCAAUAUUCCCACUGUGACCAAUUUCAAGCUACCAACAUGACGUCACCGAAUGCAGACUUGGGACGAGACGUGUUACUCUCAGAGGGUGUUUCCACGGAUUCUGCUUGGUGCCCGCCUGCCUGAGGACAGCCCCACCCCUGCCUUUCUGCCUGGUGGUUUAAGUGACACUUCUCCAGAUGAAGGGUUACUAGAGGACUUGGCUGUAGAAGACAAAGCUGUGGAGCAGCUGGCAGAAGGAUUGCUUUCUCACUACCUGCCAGACCUGCAGAGAUCAAAACAAGCUCUUCAGGAACUCACACAGAACCAAGUUGUAUUACUAGACACACUGGAACAAGAGAUUUCAAAAUUUAAAGAAUGCCAUUCUAUGUUGGAUAUUAAUGCUUUGUUCACUGAAGCUAAACACUAUCAUGCCAAGUUGGUGAAUAUAAGAAAAGAGAUGCUGAUGCUUCAUGAAAAGACAUCGAAGUUAAAAAAAAGAGCGCUUAAACUGCAACAGAAGAGGCAAAAAGAAGAGUUGGAAAGGGAGCAGCAACGGGAGAAGGAAUUUGAAAGAGAAAAGCAGUUAACCGCCAAACCAGCAAAGAGGACCUGAGAAGCUGAGUGUGUCUGUGUUCUUCCUCCCCCUGCCCCCCGUUACUUGCAUGCAGGGCAGCCCAGGUGUGGGCUGGAGUGAAGGUAGUGCCUUACACCAUCGGCCAGGCUCACGUUUGCAGUCCUUUUCCCGGGAGUGCUGUCUCCGGAUCUUCAUUUCUGCCAUCAAGGAGCUUUUUGCCCCAAGUAGAGGACAAAAUGUCACUCGCUUUGAGUCUUUGAAUGUAAUUUUUCAACUUCUGUUUUGCAUCAUUUUUAAAUUCCUUACUUUGGCUUUGCAUCAUUUAUCAACGGGAAAAUGGUUUGAUUGCUUUAAUAGUCUAGACUCUAAGUGAUUAAAAACUAGUAUUUUUUAGCUUCUUGAGAAGUGUAGAUUGAAAAGAUUCCAUUUCUUUUAUGACUUGCCUUUCUGGCAAUAUAGUGCUGGUUUUUGGUAAUUGCUUUAUCGUUGCUUGGUUCAGAAGAAAUGCCAACCGUUUAAGCACAUGUGCCCAUGGAGAAGAGGUGGUGUAAGCCUUUGUGAAGAACACGAUGGAGAAAUGCAUAACGGGAAAUAAUAGCAUCUUAGACGUCGGACAGAUGGGCAAGAUUCCAGAUAGAUUCUGCUAACUGUAUGCUCUGUCUGCUUCCUAGCGUUGUUGCUCUUUAGUUUUUACGUAUUCUCUGCGUUGAGUCGAUUCUCUCUACUUCUAAAGUUUGGCAAGGGUGGUAGAGCUGUCACACACACAAAUAUGCUGAAAUAUUUCGAAUACUUAGUAAGAGUCAU
Acinonyx jubatus (cheetah) is the source of this 1670-nucleotide messenger RNA. It is a transcript of the gene BLOC1S6, whose product is annotated as biogenesis of lysosomal organelles complex 1 subunit 6. The record is from RefSeq and is a predicted model, not a curated record. Lineage: Eukaryota; Metazoa; Chordata; Mammalia; Carnivora; Felidae. Gene Ontology annotation, cellular component: transport vesicle; BLOC-1 complex; extrinsic component of membrane. The transcript has 6 exons. Bases 363 to 905 code for a protein of 180 amino acids. Gene Ontology annotation, biological process: intracellular transport.